AUGUAUGCUUUUGUUAGAUUCUUUGAAGACGAUAUGUGCUACGCGUUGCCCGUUUUAAAUGUCGCAGAUUUCAGACCUCUGCACAAAACAGAUUUUGAUAAUCAGAAGGUGUAUCUGGUUCACAGAACUGAAGAGGAUGGCAGAGCAGGCCAGCCGUGCGAAGCGCAGAUCCUUGCCCUUGCAGAUACAGUAGAGGAAUUUGAAGACAGUAUAAUGCAAAAGAAGAUGAAAAUUCCCAAGAUGUCCAUCAAGAAUUCAGGAAACUCUAUCGAAAACAAUUUUGGAGAGGAGAGAAUGCCACUCAGGCAUAAAAAGGCCCUUUCCCAGGACCAGGGACGCCCCCUUUCCAACUCAUCCAAGAGCUUGGCAGCAGUUGUGGCUCGCCUGGAGAGAAAUGCAGCCAGCUCCUGUGUGGAGGGCGAAGAGGACUUGGACGAGGACCGGCUGGCUGAGGAGGGAGAGGAUGCAGACGACGAAGAUGAAGAUAUGGAGGCAGAGCAUCAGCAUCAGCAUCAGCAUCAGCAUCAUCAUCACCAGCAUCAACAACAGCAACAGCAUUUGGAGGUGGACACGGAUUGUGUGUCUGGGAUAGUUCCGGCAGUGGUUCCUAGAGUCCUGUAUGAGGAGCUGGUUCACAGCUACAGGCAACAGGAGGAGGAGAUGAGGAGGCUGCAGCAGGAGCUGGAGAGAACCCGCAGGCAGCUGGUGCAGCAGGCCAAGAAGCUGAAGGAAUAUGGCAGCUUGCUGACAGAAGUCAAAGAACUGAGGGACUUCAACAGGAGGCUGCAAGACGUACUUCUCAUGAGACUGGGCAGCGAGCCUAUGCAUGACAAUGGCACUCAGACAAUCAAGGCUGAAGUGGUUGAGCCCAUUGUUGAGGCCCAGGAGACAUGCAGAGAAGAAGCCAACACCAGUUCCAGCUACUCCCCCUCCCCCAGAACAGUGUACACCUGCAACGAUGGGAAGGUGCACCUCGGUGGAGGGAUCUGGGUGGAGGAGGAGAAGUGGCAUCAGCUUCAGCGGACCCAGGGAGACUCCAAGUUCACAAAGAACCUGGCUGUAAUGAUCUGGGGCACUGAAACCCUCAAGAACCGUAGUGUCACUGGAGUGGCCACCAAAAAGAAGAAAGAUGCGCUGCCCAAACCUCCGCUGUCGCCAAGUAAACUGAAAAUAGUCAGAGAGUGUCUCUAUGACAGAGUGUCUCAAGAGACGGCCGACAGUGCAGAGAUUACGCAGAGAUUGUCCAAAGUGAACAAAUACAUUUGUGAAAAGAUAAUGGACAUCAACAAGUCCAUCAAGAACGAGGAGAGGCGGGAAUCCAAGCUGCUCAUCAGACAGACAGUGAAGAUGGAGAACUUCACCUACGACGGCAUGUAGUGAUCAACUGUUGUCACGCCAGCGCCUUCUGCCCACCCCCCACCCCCCACAACCCCUCCACCUGGUCGGCAGGAUAUUGAGGGGACUAGAUGUUGGUGGUUGGGGGAUGUUUGUCACAGUUUCAGGAGCCGUUUUUCUUUGACAUAUUGGAUCGGUUAUUAUGUGAAACGCUUAAACAAAAUAGACCCCCUCCCAGCUCCCUGUAGAACAAGCGUCCCCUUCCUCGGUGCACAGUUUUCCCAUCGGCUGACAGACAGCUUUACCCACCAGCGAGAAAUUGAACACGUGUGGACUUAGUUUGAUAUGAGCUGGUAUGAGUGUUUUUUAUAAGCUUUACAG
Messenger RNA from Anoplopoma fimbria (sablefish), 1716 nucleotides. RefSeq names its product BEN domain containing 5 (gene bend5). Lineage: Eukaryota; Metazoa; Chordata; Actinopteri; Perciformes; Anoplopomatidae. Gene Ontology annotation, molecular function: DNA binding. Gene Ontology annotation, biological process: negative regulation of DNA-templated transcription. Bases 1 to 1377 code for a protein of 458 amino acids. The transcript is spliced from 6 exons. The record is from RefSeq and is a predicted model, not a curated record.